AUGUUUGAGAAUGUUCGCGCUUCCAGAAGUUUCUUGUGUGCACUGUUUGUCUACUAUGCCGAGCAGCCAACCGAGGCCGGCAACUGCUUGCUGCCACAAACGCAACAAAUUCCGCUGAAGCACAAGUGUGCCCGGGCCGCCGACCUUGAUCGAAUACUUCGGAAAAUCAAGAACUCUUCGAGCUUCGACGCUCGAGUUCAAUGGGCCAAUUGCUCUUCGGUGUUUCAUAUCCGCGACCAAGCAAACUGCGGUUCAUGCUGGGCAGUCUCAUCGGCAUCCGCCAUGUCGGAUAGGGUUUGCAUUGCUACUCAAGGAGCCAAACAGGUGCUGAUCUCCGAUCAGGACAUUGUAUCAUGCUGCACAUGGUGCGGUUACGGAUGUCAAGGUGGCUGGUCGAUCAGAGCUUGGUAUUAUUUCGCCGAACAAGGAGUUGUGACUGGUGGAAACUACAAUACAAAGGGUAGUUGCCGUCCUUACGAGAUUCAUCCAUGUGGAUAUCAUAAAGACGAACCGUACUAUGGAGAAUGUGACGACUUGGCGGACACUCCACGGUGCAAGAGGCGAUGCCAGCUCGGCUACCCAAAGUCAUACCCUUCGGAUAAGCAUUACGGU
This is a messenger RNA of Ostertagia ostertagi, 612 nucleotides long. Lineage: Eukaryota; Metazoa; Nematoda; Chromadorea; Rhabditida; Trichostrongylidae. The record is from the annotation of a GenBank genome assembly.